ACAUUGACUGCAAACGUCAGUGUUUCUCUAAUCGCUUUGCGUCAGCUGCUACAUAACAACUAGAGUUCAGCUUAAACUUCAACUGCUAUUGAAUCCUGAACUAUGGCAGACGAGGAAGGAGCAGCACCUGAAGCGCCCCCACAGUGUGAAGCUGCAGCACCUCCAGCCGAAGCUGAGGCUGCACAAUCUCCCAGCAAAGUGGCACCACCACCAUCUGCUAGUCAGGCUGUGGUACCACCAUCUGUUAGCAAAGCAGCAGUGCCACCCUCUGCCAGCCAAGCGGCAGUUCCACCGUCUGCUAGCAAAGCUGCAGUACCACCAUCUGCUAGUCAGGCAGUAGCAGCAUCUCCAAGCAAAGUGGAAGCAGAAACAGGACCGAAACCUAGUAGAGUAGAGGCUGCACCAUCACCUAGCAAAGCAGAAGCUGCACCGACUCCAAGCAAAGUAGAAGCUGCGCCGACUCCCAGCAAAGCAGAGGCUGCACCGACUCCCAGCAAAGUGGAGGCAGCUGUUAAACCCAGCAAAGUGGAAGCCGGAGAGGGAGAGACACCAUCAACGGAAAAGGAGCCGCAGCGGAAAUCUCGCAGCAGGAUGUCCGUGACGGCCGGCUCCCGCAUCUCAGUACUAGCUGGCCAGAGACCGGGUAUGCGGACUUCAAGCAGGCAGUCGCUGGCAUCAGCUCGAGAGAGCCUGAUGCGUGUGCGACCAGCUUCCAGGGCCUUCCAGCGCUCUGGCAGUUUCAUCUCCUUCCGCAGGAGCAGUCUCGGCUUUGACAAGAUGAAGGCCAUGUACGAGAACAGCUACGUGCUGGACCCGAAGAAGCCGUUCAGCAGUGACCGCGUGUCCCUGAUGCUGCACGACCUGCUCGAAGGGGAGGAGAUGAGCUACCCGGAGCGCUACGACCCAGAGAGCGCGCGCAAGCUGGCGCACGACGUCGCCGCGCUGUUGCGGGCCGGCGUCAGAGACCUGGCGUUCGACAGGUACCGGCUGGUGUGCCUCUGCGAGGUGGUGGAUAAGAGAGGGCAGACGGCGGCACACGGGAUGCGAUUCCUCUGGGACGCCGAGCGGGACAACUUCGCCUGCUACACAAUUGAGAAGAACUACUACUACAUGAUAGUCACCGUCUUCGGCAUCUACACUGACUGAGCAAGACCCUCAGAUUUGCUACACAAGUAUUCUGUAUCAUUUUAUUUUUCGAAAAAUUUUUGCCGCUUUUUUAAAAUAUGCGCCUAGUAUUUCCUGUCCAUAUUUGAGCAAAUGAAAUGUAAGCUUUCUGCACAACGUAUUAUUACUUUUUAAAAAAAUCUAUCAGUAGAGUGAAUGAGA
Molecule: messenger RNA, 1326 nt
Organism: Schistocerca gregaria
Lineage: Eukaryota; Metazoa; Arthropoda; Insecta; Orthoptera; Acrididae
Product: translation initiation factor IF-2-like
Exons: 7
Coding region: 103-1146 (347 amino acids)
Biological process (GO): microtubule-based movement
Cellular component (GO): cytoplasmic dynein complex; cytoplasm
Molecular function (GO): dynein intermediate chain binding
Source: RefSeq, a predicted model, not a curated record